Molecule: messenger RNA, 2832 nt
Organism: Phoenix dactylifera (date palm)
Lineage: Eukaryota; Viridiplantae; Streptophyta; Magnoliopsida; Arecales; Arecaceae
Source: RefSeq, a predicted model, not a curated record
UUGUCAUAUGGAAAUGAAAAAUUUCAUAGCCAUCUGAUCUCAGAAACAACUGCUUUUCCUUAUUAGAGCACCCGAAAAUUUAACUUUACGUCCCAAAUUAAAAUUUCGAGGGACGCUUGGAGGACUUGAACUCCAUUGGAAACACUGCCGUCGGAGACAACAGCUUAUUGCACCGACACGGCAGUGAUUAGUUUGGCCCUGCUUUCAUCACCUCAUUUCUGUCGGAGCCACGGCAGCUCGGGAUGAAAUCGUCCUACUGAACUUCCUCUCAUUCUCAUCAGUGGAAGCCAAAUGUCACUACUUUCUACAUAAAUUAUUUAUGGAAUCCAGGAGGAGUUUUUUUUUUUUUUUGUUUCUUAAACAAAAUCUUGUUCUUUUGUGUACCCGAUAUAGUUCGAUCCAACUAGGUAUGCAGAGGCGCAGGAUUUCGGAUUAUUAAUUUUUUACUCCUUUAUAUUACUCAUUAUUAUCAUCAUCAUUUUUCAAACCUAACGGUCUGACAGCCAGCUCUCUCAUCUCAGGCUUUUCUUCUGGUCGUCUCGUCCUUCCAGAAAGAAUACUUUGUUAUCAUCCCUUUGUCAGCGUCAAGAGGCUCGGCUCCCGGCGCCAGCCCGCUCCCCUCUAUUGGCCGAGGUAUUAGAGGCUGAGCACGUGAACGUCACGUGCGUCAGCCUGCUGUUUUGCCCCCCUCUCUCUUUUUCUUUUAGUUUCUGCGUUUGCUCUUGUUCUUCUUCUCAGAAAGAUGAAAGAGGAGUUGCCGCCUGGUCUGCAAGCUUCUAGUAUUUUUUUGCAGGUGUGAAUAACAUAAAUACAAGAAUGAGGCAGCACUACAGCGAUCCACUUCAAGAACAGUUACUUCUUAGAUAGCCUAGGAAAUUAAGUUGCAUUUCAUAUUAGAUUUGUCUGGAGAAAAACAUGCUAGCAAUUUCAGAUCUGUUGAGGUCUUUUGCUUGAGUUUUAUUGCCAUAUUGUAGUAUUACCAAGUUGAUGUUGGGGGAAAUGCGAGAUGAGGAGAAGAUUGUUGUGGCUAAACCUGUGGCUUCUAGGCCUUACCCUAAUCUCGGGUCCUUCUCAGAGCUCCUUGCUGGUGCCAUGAAUGCUUCUCCUGCGACUUCAUUUGCCGAGGCCACAGCAGCCAUCAGGCCAAAGACUCUGAGAUUUAAACCCUCACCAAAUCUUGCUUCAUCUUCGGAUAGCAUAUCUAAAUCGGCAGCUUGGAGCUUACCUGAUAAGGCAUCAACUACAACUUCGGAAGCAGAGUAUAAUACUACUAUCUUAUACAAACCUGUCGCAAAAGUUGUUUCAAGGACUACUGCUGCUCUCUUGGCAAAUCUGGGAAACUCUGACGCCGGUCAUCAACGCACAACUAAAGCUGUUCUGGAGCAAGCAAAUCGCCAAUUCCAGUACCAGCCUGCUCUCGACUGUCAUCAGGAUUCACCUUCACACAUGGAAAUGGACCGCAUUCAUGAGCCUUCAAAUUCUGCGCCUCCGAACACAGAACAAGAUACAAGAACUCAACAACCAACGACUAGUGGAGAUCGGCGUUCUUACGACGGGUAUAACUGGAGAAAGUAUGGGCAGAAGCAAGUGAAAGGAAGCGAAUACCCAAGAAGUUACUAUAAAUGUACACAUCCAAGUUGUCCUGUAAAGAAGAAGGUUGAGAGAUCACUUGAUGGGAAGAUAGCUGAAAUUGUCUACAGAAGCGAACACAAUCAUCCUAAGCCUCAGCCCCCCAAGCGACUCUCGUCGGGGUCACAAGGCCAAGCCGUUGCUUCUGAAGGGCCUGGGAGGGAGAGUGGCAAUCCAUUGUGGAACAGCCAUCUUGUUGAGGGGAAUGUAUCUGAUGGACGAGUGGAGAAUGACAACGAAAUAAGUUUUCCAGUUGCUUCCUCUUUUAUUGGGCAGGCACAAUUUUCUCAUGAUCCUCUUCUUGCUGCAUCAUAUAAUAGCGCUACCAAGAAUCCUGAUGCUGCUGGUGGACUGAGUGGGGCCUCUGAGGUUGGAAGUGGAACAGCUAGUUUAGACAAUGACAAGCUUAAUUAUAAGAGAAGGAAGAAUGAGGAUCAAGUCAGUGGAGCAGGUGCAGCAACAGAAGGUGCUGCAGAGCCUCGUUCUAAAACGCAGACUUCCAUAGAAUCUGAUGUCUCAGGGGAUGGCUUUCAUUGGCGAAAAUAUGGACAGAAAGUUGUGAAGGGAAAUCCAUAUCCAAGAAGUUACUACAGAUGCACCAGUCCCAAAUGUAACGUGCGUAAGUAUGUGGAGAAGGCAUCAGAUGAAUCGGGAUCUUUUGUUACAACAUAUGAGGGAAAGCAUAAUCACGAGAUGCCAGCUAGAAAGACAAAUCUAGGUGUUUCCUACCCUGAUGCCGGAGGCCUUAACAACUCCAGGCACAACUAGAACACUCGAAAAAAAGAGAGGAAGGGAAAGCAUGGAUUGAAAUUUAUCUGACGAUCCACCUGACAGGAUGCGAUGUCUCUUUUCAAAAUCAAGCAAUCUUCAACCUGGAAAGAGAUUUGAUGAUCAAAGACGGUUAUUUAUGUUCUUAAAGGCUCUGCAUGGUUGCAACGUAGCAAAAACGGUUAACUUCAUCUUUGUUUUAGCUAUAUCAAUCAGUAUAGCUGAUGUAGACAACUAAUUAGAAGUUUGGUGCUACCCGAGCUCAUAAUACUCUGUCGUCAAGGGUUUGUUUGCCUUUUCUUUCCCAUUAAACUGUGUAUUUUAUUGGUAUUAGAAGAGGCUCUGCUUUUUUACAAAGAUUGGUAUGAAGAGUACCUUCUCAUUACAAUUGCAUUUUAUAAUUGCCUUUUAUUCUGAGAAUGACAUUUCAUUUUA